Messenger RNA from Vigna unguiculata (cowpea), 1401 nucleotides. The record is from RefSeq and is a predicted model, not a curated record. NCBI's taxonomy places the organism in Eukaryota, Viridiplantae, Streptophyta, Magnoliopsida, Fabales, Fabaceae.
AUGGUGUCAACAAGAGCAGCAGUUGAUCAAAAUACAGUAGCAGCGGAGUUGCAACGAGAGAUGAACCCCCAGUUGGAGGAAUUGAGACACAAGAACGAAGAAGAGAUAAAUGCCCUGAGAGAGGAGAACCAGCGGUUGCGAAGGCAACUUGAGAAAAAUUCUCAACAAAGGGAAGAAUCUCACAGUAAUGGAGAAGGAGAGGGCGACACAGGUCGAGAUGAAUUCAAGGUACAGACCACCACCCACCAAACAAGCGCGAGACCCAAAACAGCUAGACGACACCCCUUCGUGGACGAGAUCAUGGAGGUAGAACUUCCUGCACGCUGGAAGGGAUUGACUAUGAGCCAGUACGAUGGCACUACCGAUCCGGAGGAGCACGUUGACGUAUUCACCACCCAAUUCGCCACCAGUAAGCCACACCAUCUCACUUCUCUGGCGUUAGUAAAUAUACGACAUGAGAAGGGAGAAUCUUUGCGAGAGUUUAUGGAGUGCUUCGGGAAGAUAUCGUUGAAUAUCUCUAAUCUAAAUCCUGAGGUCGCCAUGCACCACCUUGUAACAGCGUUAAAGCCUGGCCCGUUCGUUGACAGUCUAUGCAAGAAGCCCGUGAGCAAUCUGGACGAGCUUCGAACCAGGGCAACCAAAUUUAUGCAGAUGAAAGAAUUAAAGGAGUUUCGCAGUACGACCCAAUCAGACACCCGGGAAAAGAAAUACAUUGACAGAGAAAGGGUGUUAGCACCGCGACCUGACAGUAGAUUCAAGGACUCUAGACAACCAAAGUACAACAGGUACACACCCCUCGUGUCUAACAGAACGAGAAUUUUGGAGGAGGCCCUUAAUGACGACCUAAUAGCAACCCUCAAAGGGUCCCGACUCCCCCAAAUGCGGAUACCACUAAGCAUUGUCGGACACCUGAGAAGAUUUGUCAAACGGGAGGAAGGGGGAUUCUCUUUAAGAGAAGAGCGAGAAGGUAGAUAUGAGGAGCGACCACGAAAAACGUCAGGGUACCAAGAGAGGCGAGAAAAAGGCACCAGAAGUAGGGUUGAGCCCGAGAAAGAUGAUGAACAGGAUGUGAGGGAGAAACCAUUGAGAGGGGUGAUCAACUAUAUAUCAGGAGGCUUUGCAGGAGGCAAAGCCACUAUGUCCGCGAGGAAAAAGUACGUCCGAGCAAUCCAAAAUGUUAAUGUCGUAUCUACAUGUCCAUGGCGGCACAUGCCACCCAUCACAUUCUGUGAUGAUGAUUUUCAAGCCAUUGACCCCCAACACGAUGACCCAAUGGUGAUCUCAAUGGAGAUUGAUGACUUUGCAAUAAGUAAAACCUUGGUAGACCAGGGUAGUUCAAUGGAUAUCCUGUACUGGGGCACUUUCAAAAAGUUAAGAAUUUCGGAAGUAGAAAUCCAAUAA